This is a messenger RNA of Salvelinus sp. IW2-2015, 600 nucleotides long. NCBI's taxonomy places the organism in Eukaryota, Metazoa, Chordata, Actinopteri, Salmoniformes, Salmonidae. The record is from RefSeq and is a predicted model, not a curated record.
UCUUAUGAGUUCCAMGCUCUGGCCAUGGUGGAGCCAGACAGAGUACCCUCCAACAUUACAACAGCUCCACCCGUCAUCACAAAAGGUGGCUCCAAGCAGAGAGCGUGCCCCCUACAGGAUAACCCUGUCAUGGCAGACGGUUCAGACAGACAUGCUGCCCCCCUUCCACCCGUACCAGCCCUUGGAGUGCAUUGUGAAAGAGACAGAGUGCAAGCUGAUCUCAGCCAUAGAGAAUCUCAGCCAUAGAGAAGACCCAGCUGCAGAAUAAGAAGAUGAUCCUCAAGGAGCAGUAAACUAAAGAGUACAUGAAGGCCGAAGGCCUGAAGGAUGACCCGGGGCAGCCCCUACCCUGCAGACUAUCUUCGCACCUUGGCCACCCAGCAGUUCAGACUUGAGCACGGCAGACUACCCCUGACCUGCUGAUGGUGAGCAAGUAGGAGAUGUUGGGGCAGCAGUUGACAGGCCUGGGACUGGACCUUCUCACCCAGGCCCCCGACAGACUCAUACUGGUCUUCCCCGUACAGAUCGACACAGACAUGCUGGUUGACAUCAUGGAUGGACAUGGUGUACAGUGCCUUCCGAAAGUAUUCAUACCCUUUG